This is a messenger RNA of Hyalella azteca, 531 nucleotides long. Its product is annotated as leucine-rich repeat-containing protein ODA7-like. Gene Ontology annotation, molecular function: protein binding. The coding region runs from base 145 to 531 and encodes 128 amino acids. The transcript has 3 exons. NCBI's taxonomy places the organism in Eukaryota, Metazoa, Arthropoda, Malacostraca, Amphipoda, Hyalellidae. The record is from RefSeq and is a predicted model, not a curated record.
AAUUGCACGAGUAAAUAUUUCAUAAUAAUCCAAAUUAUACACAAGGAGAACGCGAAAGUUGUUAAAGUUAGCCAGCAAAGAAUGCCAGUGAGUUGUCUCAGGAAUUAGAAAAGUUACUGAAUAUAGAGGGAAAAGUAAGCUUUUAUGCAAAUAAACGACUUCAGCGACGCAAUGGCGCCCACAGAGAGCACCGGCCCGCAGCGCAGAUCAGCGGCUCCUGUAAGAAAAUCAGCCGCUGCUAAACCUGAAGUUACGCACGUUCAUCUCCAAGGACGAGGAAUUAGCGAGUUGAAAGAAAUGGAUGCCUUCCUGCAAGCAAGAGUCAUGUUCUUGCAACACAACCUCCUGCAAAGUACGCGCGGCCUGAACUGCCUCCUGCACCUGCAGGAACUCUACCUGCAGCACAACUGCAUCACCAGACUGACAGGUCUGCAGAGGUUGCAGCAGCUGCGCGUGUUGGUGCUCAACCACAACGCCCUCAGCGUCCUGGAAGGCCUGCCGCCUUCGCUCAUCUGCCUUCAGGUCGUCUGA